Molecule: messenger RNA, 1682 nt
Organism: Maylandia zebra (zebra mbuna)
Lineage: Eukaryota; Metazoa; Chordata; Actinopteri; Cichliformes; Cichlidae
Product: programmed cell death 1 ligand 1
Biological process (GO): cellular response to lipopolysaccharide; cell surface receptor signaling pathway; T cell costimulation
Cellular component (GO): external side of plasma membrane
Source: RefSeq, a predicted model, not a curated record
GCUCGGAGCUGAAGCCUAAAUCGCAGCAGGAAGAGGUGCAGCAGGAUGUGAGCUCGAAACUUGCUGUGGGAAACAAACUCGGUGCAGAGACAAAACAAACUUCUGCUUCAAAGACAAAAACGGUUCAUACAUGACGACUGACACAUGAAGCAGGUUCAGAUUUUUCCUGCGAGGAUGGUUCAAGAACAGAAAGAAUAAAACUUUCUUUCGACUUCACCUCUUCUGGUGUGACGCGCUUGUUUCUACUCGACCCCGCAGUGCAGCGUACCAAUCGUCACAACGUCACAACUUCCUUAAAACAAACGUUCCUGAUCCAAUUGCUUUCUUUCAGCCUACAUUUUAAUCCCAGGACAGACUGAGACAUUUAGAACAAACUAAGAGUCAGAACACCGGAAAUGUCCGCUGUAAUUACGUCAUUCACUUUGAUGUUUGCCGUGUUCGUCUCUGCAGACCAGAAAACCAUCACAGCUGAGUGUGGACAGGACGUGACUCUGACAUGUCGAGCUCCAAACAGCAUCAACAAGAUCAUAGUUGUAGAGUGGAGCCGAGCUGACCUGGAGCCACAACAUGUUCUUUUGCAGCAGAAUGGGCAGUUCGAUCUAGAAAACCAGCAUCCAUCUUUUAAGAACAGAGUGGAUCUGCAGGACAGACAGAUGAAGGAUGGAGACGCGUCUCUGAUUCUGAAGGAUGUGAUGAUUAAUGACACUGGAACAUACGACUGUCGUGUUCAGAGACAGAGAGAAAGUUUAAGUCUCAUCACCAGUGUCUACCUGCAUGCUCAUCCUCCAGGUCAAUCAGGAUGGAAAGUCGGUGUGUCAGUGUCUGCUGUGCUUCUUGUUGUUGCUGUUGUUGGAUUUUUGAUCUACAGAAAACAUAAACAACAGCAGAGGCAGCGUCCUGAUGAACUGCAGCCUGUUUGAAAUGUCUCAGAGUUUUUCUCCUGCUGCUGUUCAGACUCUGUGUUGUCAGUGAACAUUGAGGUACAGACAGAGGAUCUGAUCAUCCAGCAGACAGACAUCACACACGCCCAGAGUUGGUUUGAUGUUAAAUCCCUCUGAUUAUCAUCAAAGCUGUUCAGACUGUGUCAGUGUGUCUCUGUCUGUCAGACACUCUGUGAACUACAGAGACUCAAAAACUGUAAGGCAGAGAUAAAGUCAGUACAUAACAAUAAGAUAUUAAAUGAAAUGAUUCAGAGUUUUUAUAAAAUUUUAUUUCAAACACAUCUUAUCUUGUCUGUUUGCCAUGUCGAUUGCACAUCAGGUUCAGUUUGUUCUCCAGCUGUUUCCUUCUUACUUUGAGCCACAGUGAGUCUCACAGGAUGAAGUAAUGAUAUCAGUCAUCACGCAAACAUUUCAGAAAGCUGUGCUUUUUCCUUGUCCUCAGACACUUUGGUUUAUUUACCUUAGAGGUGCAGAUUUCUCUCUCACAACACCGCUCACACAUCACUUCAGCCUGUGAAGUGAUUUGUCUUAUGUGGCAAAUGUGUUUGUUCAUUGUUUUACAAACAGUAUUACUGAAUGUUUUUCUUAAUUCAGUCUUGAUUCAUUUGUUUUCUGUCUGUGGAGCUUUAUUUACAUUUGAAGUUUUCUGACUUGUUGAACCAGGUAUAUGGGCUCAAAUUGUGGUCAUAAAUAUUUUGUACUUGUAAAUCAGGAUUUGUAUGUGUAAAAAGAAUUUGUGUG